This is a messenger RNA of Arachis duranensis, 3141 nucleotides long. RefSeq names its product heat shock 70 kDa protein 15. Bases 210 to 2741 code for a protein of 843 amino acids. The transcript is spliced from 10 exons. Gene Ontology annotation, biological process: protein folding. Gene Ontology annotation, cellular component: cytosol; nucleus. Gene Ontology annotation, molecular function: ATP-dependent protein folding chaperone; ATP binding. NCBI's taxonomy places the organism in Eukaryota, Viridiplantae, Streptophyta, Magnoliopsida, Fabales, Fabaceae. The record is from RefSeq and is a predicted model, not a curated record.
UUCUAAUGUGGAGUCCCCACUGAAUCUUCAGUCUUCUCUUUACGCCUUUGGGAGCUGCCAAUUGAAGUGGUAUUUAUAACACAGAUUAUUCCUGAACAAAAUAACAGAACCUCACAAACCUCUUCUUUCUGUUCCUUCGUGGAUCGCUACUUGCUACGCCAUCGCCAGAUUUUCUUCUUGGCUGGCGGAUCAAAUUUUUGUUAGCAAAAAUGAGCGUGGUGGGUUUUGAUUUUGGCAAUGAGAGCUGCAUUGUUGCAGUUGCAAGGCAGAGGGGAAUUGAUGUUGUACUUAAUGAUGAGUCGAAGCGUGAAACACCUGCCAUUGUGUGCUUUGGUGACAAGCAACGCUUUAUUGGGACUGCUGGGGCUGCAUCAACUAUGAUGAACCCCAAGAAUUCUGUCUCACAGAUGAAGAGACUCAUUGGCAAAAAAUUCUCUGAUCCUGAAUUGCAGCGGGAUAUCAAGUCUUUGCCUUUUAAUGUCACAGAAGGCCCUGAUGGAUUCCCAUUAAUUCAUGCACGCUACAUGGGUGAAGUUAAAACAUUUACACCUACUCAAGUAUUUGGAAUGAUGUUGUCAAAUCUUAAGGAAAUAGCCCAGAAAAAUCUCAAUGCUGCUGUUGUUGAUUGUUGUAUUGGAAUCCCGGUUUAUUUUACUGAUAUUCAGAGGAGGGCUGUCUUGGAUGCAGCCACUAUUGCUGGUCUGCAUCCGCUUCGCCUGUUCCAUGAAACAACUGCAACUGCCUUGGCUUAUGGGAUUUACAAGACCGAUCUUCCUGAGAAUGAUCAGCUGAAUGUUGCCUUUGUCGACAUUGGACAUGCUAGCAUGCAAGUGUGCAUUGCUGGCUUCAAAAAGGGACAGCUGAAAGUAUUGGCUCACUCCUAUGACAGGUCUCUGGGUGGUAGGGAUUUUGAUGAGGUUCUGUUCCAUCACUUUGCUGAAAAAUUUAAGAUGGAGUACAAAAUUGACGUUCUCCAGAAUGCCCGGGCUUGUUUGAGGCUUAGGGCUGCUUGUGAGAAGCUGAAGAAGGUGCUUAGUGCAAAUCCUGAGGCACCUCUGAAUAUUGAAUGCUUAAUGGAUGAGAAGGAUGUCAGAGGCUUCAUCAAGCGCGAUGAGUUUGAGCAACUAAGUCUCCCGAUUUUGGAACGUGUGAAGGGACCUUUGGAGAAGGCACUAGCUGAAGCAGCUCUUACAAUUGAAAAUGUUCACAUGGUUGAGGUGGUUGGUUCAGGAUCUCGUGUACCAGCUAUCAAUAAAAUAUUGACAGAUUUCUUCAAAAAGGAGCCUAGACGAACAAUGAAUGCUAGUGAGUGUGUUGCUAAGGGUUGUGCCUUGCAAUGUGCAAUUCUUAGUCCAACUUUUAAAGUACGAGAGUUUCAGGUCAAUGAAAGUUUUCCUUUUGCAAUUUCCCUUUCAUGGAAAGGUUCUGGACCAGAUGCACAGGGAAUUAGUGGAUCAGAUAAUCAGCAAAGUAGCCUUGUUUUCCCCAAGGGCAAUCCCAUUCCUAGUAUUAAGGCAUUGACAUUCUACAGGCCAGGAACAUUCUCUAUUGAUGUACAGUAUAGUGAUGUGAGUGAACUGCAAACACCUGCCAAGAUCAGUACAUAUACUAUUGGUCCGUUCCAAACUACAAAAACUGAAAGAGCAAAAGUUAAAGUGAGAGUUCGUUUGAAUUUGCAUGGAAUCGUAGCUAUUGAUUCAGCAACUCUAUUGGAAGAGGAAGAAGUUGACAUUCCGAUUUCCAAAGAAUCAGCUGCAGAAAACACCAAGAUGGAUACCGAUGAAUCCCCUGCUGAUGGUGCUGCUCCUCCAACCUCCAAUGACACUGAUGUUAACAUGCAAGAUGCAAAGGCUAAUACUGAUACCACUGGGCCUGAAAAUGGUAGCCCUGAGACUGGAGAAAAGCCUGUGCAAAUUGACACUGAUACCAAGGCUCCGAAGAAAAAGGUUAAGAAAGCAAAUAUUCCUGUAGCAGAGGUGGUUUAUGGAGCUAUGGAACAAGUGGAUCUCCAGAAAGCUGUAGAAAAGGAGUUUGAAAUGGCUUUGCAAGAUCGCGUGAUGGAAGAAACAAAAGACAAGAAAAAUGCCGUUGAGGCUUAUGUUUAUGAAAUGCGGAACAAGCUUAAUGACAAAUAUCACGAUUUUGUCACUGCUCCAGAGAGGGAAGAUUUUACUGCUAGACUUCAGCAGGUGGAAGACUGGCUAUAUGAUGAUGGUGAAGACGAAACUAAAGGCGUAUAUAUUGCGAAACUUGAAGAACUUAAAAAGCAAGGUGAUCCUAUUGAAGCUCGUUAUAAAGAACACACAGAGAGGGGCACAGUAAUUGACCAGCUCGAGUAUUGUAUAAAUAGUUACAGAGAAGCUGCAAUGUCAAGUGAUCCCAAAUUUGAUCACAUUGACAUCAAUGAAAAGCAGAAGGUCCUAAAUGAGUGUGUUGAGGCUGAAAACUGGCUUAGGGAGAAAAAGCAACAGCAGGAACCACUCCCAAAAUAUGCCAACCCUGUGCUCUUGUCUGCUGAAAUAAGAAGGAAAGCGGAAGCUGUUGACAGGUUCUGCAAGCCAAUUAUGACGAAGCCAAAACCAGCCAAGCCAGCUACUCCCCCAGCACAAGCAACAACCCCACCACAGGGUGGUGAGCAGCAGCAACCUCAGGGGGGUGCAAGUGCCAACGCUAAUGAGAAUGCACGGAACAAUGGUAGUGAUAUCCCACAAGAAUCGAUGGAGACCGAGAAUAAGCCAUAGAACACAGGGUCUUCAUAAUUAUUGCUUGUUUAUUGCGAUCAAGUUCAUUGAGUCAAAGACCAAUUAUUCUAUUAAUACCUUCUAUAUAAGCAUGCUGAUGGGACAUGGGAAGAGAAAGGUGGGUUUUGUGCCUUGUGAUUGAGUGGCUGCGCUGGGAGGUUUGGGUUUUGCACCUCGCUUGGUUGGUUGGUUGAUUGGUCAGGUUUUUUAGUACUUAAUAUUAUGGUGAUCUUUGAAAUCCGGAUUUUUUUUUAUCGAAGGGUUUUGAAGAGGAUAAUGUGCGGUCUGGAUUCCCAAGCCCAAGGGGAAUAGGCCAAUUUUAUGUACGAUGUUGAUUUCUAGAGGUUGAAUUAUAAUGUUUGUUUCCCAUUUUAUAAUUAAUUUUCAUUUUUAGUGACAA